Messenger RNA from Sphenostylis stenocarpa, 3420 nucleotides. NCBI's taxonomy places the organism in Eukaryota, Viridiplantae, Streptophyta, Magnoliopsida, Fabales, Fabaceae. The record is from the annotation of a GenBank genome assembly.
AUGGGAGAUCCAGCGGAGAGGUUGGAAUCGGAGGGUUUGGAUUCCGGCGCCGUCGUCAAGACCGAUGACUUGUGCAUGGAAAUCGAUCCGCCAUUUCAGGAAAACGUCGCCACCGCCGAGGACUGGAGGAAAGCGCUCAACAGAGUCGUCCCCGCCGUCGUCGUCCUCCGCACCACCGCCACUCGCUCCUUCGACACUGAGUCCGCCGCCGCUAGCUACGCUACCGGCUUCAUCGUCGACAAGUGCCGCGGCAUCAUUCUCACCAAUCGCCACGUCGUCAAACCAGGUCCUGUGGUUGCUGAAGCCAUGUUUCUGAAUCGCGAAGAGGUUCCAGUGCAUCCGAUUUACAGAGAUCCGGUACAUGAUUUUGGGUUCUUUCGUUAUGAUCCUGGUGCUAUACAAUUUCUGAACUAUGAAGAGAUACCUCUUGCUCCUGAAGGUGCCUGUGUUGGACUAGAAAUUAGAGUUGUUGGUAAUGAUAGUGGCGAGAAGGUUUCCAUUUUGGCUGGUACUCUUGCUCGUUUGGAUAGGGAUGCUCCUCAUUAUAAGAAGUAUGUUGUAGAAUAUCUGGAUGGGUACAAUGACUUCAACACAUUCUAUAUGCAAGCAGCAUCUGGGACCAAAGGAGGAUCAAGUGGUUCCCCAGUUAUAGAUUGGCAAGGCAGGGCUGUGGCCCUGAAUGCUGGGAGCAAGUCAUCCAGUGCAUCAGCAUUCUUUCUACCUCUAGAACGAGUGGUGAGGGCCUUAAGGUUUCUUCAAAAGGGAAGUGAAACUUAUGUUGAUAAAUGGAAGGCAGUUUCUAUACCUCGUGGUACACUUCAGGUGACAUUUCUCCAUAAAGGGUUUGAUGAGACUCGUCGCCUUGGGCUCAAAAGUGAGACAGAGCAGAUAGUACGCCAGGCUUCUCCAUCUGGUGAAACUGGAAUGCUUGUUGUGGAUUCUGUGGUGCCAGGUGGUCCAGGUUAUAAACAUUUGGAACCAGGUGAUGUACUUGUUCGUGUCAAUGGAGAAGUCAUUACUCAAUUCCUGAAGCUGGAGACUCUACUUGAUGACAGUGUAAGCAAGAAUAUUGAAUUACAAAUUGAAAGGGGUGGCACAUCAAAGAGUUUAACUUUGUUGGUGCAAGAUUUGCACUCAAUAACACCUGAUUAUUUUUUAGAAGUGAGUGGGGCAGUAAUACACCCUCUUUCCUAUCAGCAGGCUAGAAACUUCCGUUUCCAUUGCAGUCUUGUUUAUGUGGCUGAACCAGGAUAUAUGCUCUUCAGAGCAGGUGUUCCUCGCCAUGCAAUAAUCAAGAAAUUUGCUGGUGAAGAAAUAUCUUGUCUUGAGGAACUAAUAACAUUUCUUUCUAAGCUAUCUAGGGGUGCACGAGUACCUUUGGAAUAUAUAAGCUACAUGGAUCGUCAUCGAAGGAAGCAUGUGUUGGUCACAGUUGAUCGGCAUGAAUGGUAUGCACCACCCCAGAUAUACACUCGUGAUAACAGUACUGGCCUUUGGAUUGCUAAGCCAGCUUUUCAGCUUGACUCCCCCUUUCUAUCAUCUGGUGCUAAAGAUGUUGAAAAUCUGUCAAGACAGCCAAUUUCACUAACUGUUGAGCAUGCUUGUGCGGGUCAUGUGUGUGAAGAUAACAAUCAGGAGUUUGUUGACGGUGUCACUAACAUGGAAACCAAUUGUGAAGAUCCCUCAGAGUGUGCAUCUCAUCACAAUGCAUCUGAUGGCAUGAUAAAAAAACGAAGAGUGGAGGAAGAUUUAUCAGCUGAUGGAAGUGUUGUUACUGAUUUUUCCCUAAACGAUACCAGGGAAACUAAGCUAGAUAAAUCAAGUGUCAUAGAGGAUGACAUGUUAAUGGAUUUUCAAGGUGCAACUGCCGCUGCAGCAAAUGCAUCAGUUGCUGAACGUGUGAUUGAGCCUACUCUUGUGAUGUUUGAGCAUGGUACUAAUGCUGACUCUGGUUUUCGUAUGGUUUUUAAAUUAUUCCGAUGGGACGUGCAGGUUUUUGUUCCCCCAUCUUGUAUGCUUGAUGGUGUUCAUUCACAGCACUUUUUUGGAACUGGUGUCAUAAUAUAUCACUCCCAAGAUAUGGGAUUAGUUGUAGUUGACAAGAAUACAGUUGCAAUAUCUGCCUCUGAUGUAAUGCUAUCCUUCGCUGCCUUCCCAGUUGAAAUUCCAGGAGAGGUUGUGUUUCUCCAUCCUGUUCACAAUUAUGCUCUCAUAUCAUAUGAUCCUUCAGCAUUGGGACCUGUUGGUGGUUCAGUUGUUCGUGCUGCAGAGUUACUUCCAGAGCCAGCAUUACGGCGGGGAGAUUCUGUUUACCUUGUGGGGUUGAGUAGAAGCCUUCAAGCAACUUCUAGGAAAUCAGUUGUUACCAAUCCUUAUGCUGCAUUAACUAUAGGAUCUGCUGAUUCCCCUCGCUACAGAGCAACCAAUAUGGAAGUAAUUGAGCUCGAUACAGAUUUUGGCAGUACAUUUUCGGGUGUGCUAACAGAUGAACUAGGAAGGGUCCAAGCUAUAUGGGGAAGCUUCUCAACUCAGCUGAAAUUUGGUUGCAGUACCUCGGAAGAUCAUCAAUUUGUGAGAGGUAUUCCAAUUUAUGCAAUAAGUCAGGUUCUUGACAAGAUUGUAUCUGGUGCAAAUGGGCCUCCUCUUCUCAUAAAUGGUGUCAAAAGGCCUAUGCCACUUUUAAGAAUUUUAGAGGUUGAACUUUAUCCAACAUUGCUAUCGAAGGCUCGUAGUUUUGGAUUGAGUGAUGAUUGGAUUCAGGCACUUGUUAAGAAAGAUCCAGUGAGACGUCAGGUUUUACGUGUUAGAGGUUGUUUGGCUGGAUCAAAGGCUGAAAAUCUUUUAGAACAAGGCGAUAUGGUCUUAGCAAUCAAUAAAGAACCAGUCACAUGUUUCCGAGACAUUGAAAAUGCUUGCCAAGCGUUAGACAAAUUAAAUUCGACAGAUGGGAAGCUUCACAUGACUAUUUUCCGGCAGGGACGAGAGGUUGAACUUCUUGUGGGAACAAAUGUUAGGGAUGGAAAUGGCACUGCCCGUGCAAUUAAUUGGUGUGGUUGUAUUGUACAAGAUCCACAUCCAGCAGUUCGUGCUCUUGGUUUUCUUCCCGAAGAAGGUCAUGGUGUAUAUGUGGCAAGGUGGUGUCAUGGGAGUCCUGUACAUAGAUAUGGUCUAUAUGCUCUUCAAUGGAUAGUGGAAAUUAAUGGAAAACCAACUCCAAAUCUAGAUGCUUUCGUUGAUGUGACAAAGGAACUAGAACAUGGGGAGUUUGUUCGGGUAAGGACAAUUCACCUCAAUGGGAAGCCACGAGUCCUAACAUUAAAGCAAGAUUUGCACUACUGGCCUACGUGGGAAUUGAGAUUUGAUCCAAAUUCUGCGAUGUGGCAUCGCAAUAUAAUCAAGGGAUUGAACUGCAGUACUUGA